Haemonchus placei is the source of this 1959-nucleotide messenger RNA. The record is from the annotation of a GenBank genome assembly. NCBI's taxonomy places the organism in Eukaryota, Metazoa, Nematoda, Chromadorea, Rhabditida, Trichostrongylidae.
AUGUGGGAUUGGCUGGUCUCACAGUUGGAUGUGACGGACUUCAUCAUACUGUCCGCUCUAAUGCUUGGCGGUAUGUACUUCUUGGUGAACAGUUCAUUUAGGUAUAAGCCAAGCAUGACACCUAUUACUCCUACAGCCAAACCGAAGGAUAUGUCAUUCAUCUCAAGAAUGAAGAAUGAAAAUCGUCAGGUGUUGAUUAUGUACGGAUCACAAACGGGUACUGCAGAGGAGUUGUCGGGACGUUUAGCAAAGGAUGUAUCACGAUAUGCUAAAAAGGCUUUAAUUGUUGACCCGGAAGAAAUAGAUGUCGACGAUAUGGCAAGACUAUCAGAGAUCAAAGACUGUUUGGUGGUGUUUUGUAUGGCUACUUAUGGAGAAGGAGAUCCAACUGAUAAUGCUCAACAACUUUAUGAAUACAUUACCACGACUGACACCGAUUUCAAAGGAGUUAAUUACGCGGUGUUUGGAUUGGGAAAUAAAACCUAUGAACAUUUCAACGCUGUUGGGAAGCUGUUUGAUAAAAAACUUGAAGAACUUGGAGCCGAGCGAGCUUUUCCGUUAGGACUAGGAGAUGACGAUGCAAAUCUCGAAGAAGAUUUCAUGAGAUGGCGUGAAGCUUUCCUACCAACAGUCGCCCAGCGUUUCGGAUGGGAACUGAAUACUGACGCUGAAACACUGCGUCAGUAUCGCCUGGAGCUAGUCGAUCACAAUGCAAAUGUCACUCUGUUCAAGGGCGAGUACGGUCGUCUGGGCGCCUUUGAACGCCUUCGCCCUCCGUUUGAUCAGAAGAAUCCGUUCCCGGCGACGAUAGCCGUAAAUCGUGAGCUACAUACAGAAAAAAGUGAACGUAGCUGCAGACAUAUCGAGUUUGCUGUCGAAGGAUCACGCAUUCGUUACGAAGCCGGUGAUCACCUUGCUGUUUUCCCCACAAAUGAUCCAGAGCUAGUGGAUGCGGUCAUCUCCUUGUUGGAUUUCGAUCCGGAGCAGGCAUUCCGUCUGAUUAAUGUUGACGAGGAGUCUUCGAAGCGGAAUCCGUUCCCAUGUCCAUGCACCUACCGAACUGCAUUAACGCACUAUGUCGACAUUUGUGCUCCUUUAAAAAGCCAUGUUCUUAAGGCGAUCAGCGAAUAUUGCUCAGACGAGAAAGAGAAGGCAUAUCUUCAACUGCUAUCCACUGCUACGGAGGAGGGAUUGAAAGAAUAUUCUAGCUACAUUGUGAAAGAUCGUCGUUCAAUUAUUGAUGUGCUUCGAGCCCAUCCGUCAUGUAAGCCGCCCAUUGAGUAUUUACUAGAACUGCUUCCUCGACUACAGGCACGUUACUACAGUAUCGCUUCUUCGCCAAAGCAUCAGGAGAACCGUAUCGCGAUCUGUUGUAUCGUCACGAAAUAUACGAUUGGAGAUCGUCUGAUCAAAGGCGUUUGUACGAACUAUUUAGAGGUGAAUGACCGCACACCAGUUUUCGUACGUAAGUCACAAAUGCGUCUACCACAUCGUACAAACACUCCAGUGAUUAUGAUCGGUCCUGGAACGGGUUUUGCCCCAUUCAGAGCGUUCCUCCAAGAGCGGAAAUUCCAGAAGGAUCAAGGUAAAGAGAUUGGGCCAAUAAUGUUGUAUUAUGGUUGUCGACAUCCGGAACAUGACUACAUUUAUAAGGACGAAAUUGAAGAAAUGGUCAAAGAUGGUGUGAUUACCGAUUUGUACUGCGCAUUCUCGCGUGCACAAGAGCACAAAAUUUACGUGCAGAAUAGGCUGUGGGAAAGUCGCGACAAGGUUUGGAGUGCUAUCGAAGCCGGUGCCCAUAUCUAUGUUUGCGGUGACGCUCGUAACAUGGCUCGUGAUGUGCAGAACGUUUUGCUACGCAUAUUACAAGAAGUAGGAGGUAAAAGUGAAGAGGAAUCGGCUACACUAUUCAAGAAUUUGGAGCGACAACGGAGAUACCAAGCUGACGUCUGGUCAUAA